This is a messenger RNA of Carassius gibelio (silver crucian carp), 5745 nucleotides long. RefSeq names its product zinc finger and BTB domain-containing protein 22. Bases 162 to 2153 code for a protein of 663 amino acids. Gene Ontology annotation, molecular function: RNA polymerase II cis-regulatory region sequence-specific DNA binding; protein binding; DNA-binding transcription factor activity, RNA polymerase II-specific. The record is from RefSeq and is a predicted model, not a curated record. The transcript is spliced from 4 exons. Lineage: Eukaryota; Metazoa; Chordata; Actinopteri; Cypriniformes; Cyprinidae. Gene Ontology annotation, biological process: regulation of transcription by RNA polymerase II.
UGUUUGCUUCCCUUUUUUUUUUUAGUCGGCCGACAGCUGUCUGGGAUUUCAUUAAAGGUAAAACCAGACUCCAAACCCGAUGUCAGUCCACGGUGGGAAACGUCGAUUUAUCAUAAUGGAAAUCCCUCUUUUGAGUGCCUGACGGAGACAUUUAAAUCGGAAUGCAGUCGGCUACGGCGGACCAAGGCUAUGGUGACUCGGGGGGUUCAUCCACUGGCUCAGAGGUGCAGGUGUGCUUCCCCAGUGUGCAGGCCUCAGUGCUGGACAGCCUGAAUCGGCAGCGUGAAGAAGGCCAUCUCUGCGACCUCUCCAUCCACGUUCAGGGCCAGGUGUUCAAGGCCCAUCGGUGUGUGCUGGCUGCAUCGUCACCUUACUUCCAUGACCAGGUGCUGUUGAAGAACAUGUCCACUGUCUCCAUCCCGGCCGUCAUGGACCCCCUGGCCUUUGAGAGCGUCCUCAGUUGCGCGUACACCGGCCAGCUGCGAAUGCUUCGUGAAGACAUCAUUAACUACCUCACCGUUGGCAGUGUGCUUCAAAUGUGGCACAUUGUGGACAAAUGCACUGAGCUCCUCAAAGAGGGCAGGGGAGGUUCCAGUGGAACUCAGGGAUCCAGAGAUAAGGAGAGCGGCAGCGCCAACAAGGUCUCCCAAGAGGACGGAGGAGACACACCUUCGACUCCUCAACCUCCCAGCCGACCUUCCUUCAACGAGAGCCAGUCCCCAAGCAGCACCAAUUACUUCAGUCCUAGAGACGCAAACUUUGGCGGGGCGAUGGUGACCACUGGAGCAGUAGGAGAGGGUGCUAUACACUCCACACCGACCUACUGCAUGCCCUCCGGCGGAGAGGAAGGGUUCAUGAUUGAAGAAGAUGAAGAAGAUGACGAUGAGCUCUUGUUUCACAGGAAGAGAGACCAAAGAGGCAAGCAGAAGUGUGCAGCCUCUGCAUCCGAUCAGGAGGUCGGGGUGAGCGAUAGUUUUGGAGUUUCGUCAUAUCAAGAUGGAGAUUCCUCACCACUGCAGAAGCGGCCAUCGUACAGUCAGCCGAGCAUCAUGCCAAGAAAACAGUGGGUGGUGGUAAAGACGGAGCACUCGAGAGACAAUGAUCUGAUCGUGGUGUCCGGAGGAGAGGAAGGAGGGGAGGAUGAAGAGGAACGAGAGAUGGAGAUGGUCAGGGUGAGGGACAGGACAUUUAACAUAUCAAAUGUUAGGACCCUCUCUGGACUCAGAGAAGAUGCUGAAAUGGAGGCACAGGCUGACUAUUGCCAGUCCUCGGAAGACUACCUCAAGUUUGAGAGAGGUUUGAUCGACCAGACGUCCUCUCAACACCCUCCUGAGAAUCCCAGUCAAUGCUCCAGUAGGACCGUGUCCACCCGGCUCGGCUCGGUUCAGUCGACAGCCCCCAGAGCUCAGCUCUUCCCUCUGGACAUGCAGGGAAACCAGAUCGUCCUGUAUAAUCAAGCCGCCCUAGAGUCGACUUCUCCAUUAGGACUCGCAGGAGGCAUGUCCGGGGUGUCUCUAAAAGGGAGCCUUGAACACGGGGAAGUACACUUACCUGGCCAUAGUGCAAUGGGUAGCGGGAUGGAAGGAUUAGAUGGUGGCACAGCUGGAAACUCAGGCAAGGUCUUCAUGUGUCAUUGUGGGAAGACGUUCACGCACAAGAGCAUGCGGGACCGGCACAUCAACAUGCACCUGGACCUGCGGCCCUUCCACUGCCCCGUCUGCGCCAAGAAGUUCAAAAUGAAACAUCACCUCACUGAGCACAUGAAGACCCACACUGGUCUGAAACCCUAUGACUGCCACGGCUGCGGGAAGAAGUUCAUGUGGCGCGACAGCUUCAUGAGGCAUCGCUCGCAUUGCGAGAGGCGUGGCAGGGCCAAUGGAAGACCGGGAUCCGAAGGGUCGGUCAUCUCUCCUCCACAUCACAUGAAUCUCUCGUCAGCCAACGAGACCAAUCAAGGUAGCAGUGGUGCCAGAAGUGGGAUCCCCGUUUUGUCUCCACAACAUUCCAUGAGCAGCAAUGGUGUCUCUUGUCUCAAUAUGGCCGCCUCUGGGUCGCAUGGCCUUGGUUCUGGUGUUCUGGGCAUUGGCGGCAAUCAUAGCGGUUAUGUGGAAGAAGUCUGUGAGGGAAAUGUUGAUGAAAGCAGCGUCACAUAAGAAGUUUGCCUCUGAGACCACCAUCCCGCAAAACCAGAACACUUGUCUUUGGUUUUAAGGGACUAUGUGCUCAGUUGUCUGAUUCUUUACCUCAUAUUGAUGAGUACGCCACACAAGAUGUCCCAUUUGUGUUGGAUAAUAAAAUAAUACCAAUGACCAAAUGCCCAUUGCUAGCUCACGUCAAUGCUGACUGUCGAAACCAAAUCCCGGCCAGGAAUAUGUAUUAGUCGCCAUCACAUUCACGCUGCCUCACUAGCACAGAAGAUUGCUCUGAAGUGCCAUUCUGAUAUUAUGUUGUACGAUAUUAUGUUCUAGAGUUGUACAUUACUGCAACUCAUUUGGUCUAUUCUUGAUGUGAAGUUUUAUUGUACUGUCACCCAACUAUAUACAGUAUAUUCACACUCAAAGGUUUUAAUUUCCUGAAUAGGAGACAAGAAUAUAACUGCACUUUGGUGUCUUGAGGCCCAUUCACACCAAUAACAAUAACUAAUAUCUACCAUAACUAAUUCGUAAAAAUGUUGAUAAUCAUAAAGGCUUGUUUCCAAAAGAGGACGAUAAAUAUAAAUGUCCGUUCACACAAUGGACAAUAACUAUGAAGACUUAUUCACAAAAAAAAAAAGAAUGAUAACUAUAACCAUAACUAUUAAGACUUGUUCACAAAAAAAGGAUAACUAUAAAGACUUAAAGGGACACUGAGUAGGAAUUACUCCCAUCUAGUGGUGAAAUUGUAUUUUGCAUUCAAACUAAUUUUGCUCUCCAGCGCCUCGCUUUUUCAAAUGCGCGUUGCAUCUACGGUAGGCGAUAUGUACCAAAAAGCUUUGACAGGAUGUCUUCUAAUAGCACUUCGUCGAGUUUUCCUUCAGGUGAACAGGUGUGUUAUUUCAAACAAACUGCAACAUGACAACUAACAAACGAAUGUUACAGUAUGAAUUACUGACUGUGGAAAACAUGAAAUAUUGUAAUUAGUAGUUAUGUCUAAUUUAUUCGUUAUAUUUUCUGAAUUAUAUGCAUUGUUAGAUAUAAAAAAAAUAUUAUAAUAUAGACUGUAACACUGACUUACCUGUCGAGAAGAAAACUGGCCACUUCAGCGUCUCUUUUGAAAUCUUUAUCAAGCAUUAGCUCUUUCCACCUAGAAAAAGCUUCCCCGACAUUAACUCUUGUUUUCUGUAAUCUACGGUCACGUUUCCUUUUACGUUCUAUUUUUGACUGUUUUGGCGAUGAUGUUUUCUUCUCCUGUGGCGCAGCAUAUGUAUGGUCCAUAAUAAGAAUGCAAUCCAGACUUUUAAACUUGCCGGUGCAGUUUCAAGCGCCUCUCACUGCUCUGCACCUGCGUUUCUGGCUCUGACCGAAAACGCGAUGUGGAAACGCGUUGGCUUAGUACUUUUUGUCCCUCUGCUAUUACAGUUUUGCAAGAUGGCGGAACUACAUGGAAGCCUCCUUCGACCUACCCGUCCCAUGUAUAUAAAGAUAAUAAAUUCUUCAUUUACGAGGAUUAGUUUAAACAUUGGCAUAGCUAUUUGUACACCAUUGAGGGCAUAUUUAUGAAUAAAAAUAUUGAUUUUAGAUAAUAAAAUACCUAAAAAGUUACUUAUUGUCCCUUUAAUAAUGAAAAUGAUAAAGGCCUGUUCACACAAAGGACAAUAACUGUAAAACAAAUAACUAAAGUUUCAGCUGAUGAACAAUAAAACUAAAAGAAUUGUCUUAUAAUAUGCAUUUAUUUUAACCUUACUUGCUUAACUACUCCCAAACGAUUUGUUUAAUGAUGAAUUUUUCCAAACCCCUCCUUUGCGUGAUGCUAAUCUGCGGUGAUUGGUCUGAUUUUCCUUACAUCAUGCCUGUAAUGCCUGAUAAAGCAGUGUUUGUGAGCACAGUGCUGCUUUGUGUACAGUGUUACCGGGGAAACCGAUAUUUUUAUUGUUCCAAAAGAAGCACCUAGUGGCAAAGAAUGGAUUUGCAUUUUCAUUCAGACCAAUGCGAAAAGACCAACAAGUGGGUGGGAAAUAUGCUAAUAUUUCAUGUUGAUGUCAACAUGAAACGGCUUGGGAUUCUUUUUAGAAAUUACUCGUUUCAAUGUUUCAGAGUCGACUCCUUAUACACAGUACACUGUCAGAUAUAAAACUUUGCAGGAUGUUUUCAUUCAUUUAGAGCUGCAUUACACGCUGCAUGAAAGGUCAUUUUCAAAAAUCCUUAAUGGAACACUUUAAUAAUCAUUCUAUGAGAAUAGAUAAGUCCACAACAUAACUUUAAUCAUAACAGCACAGAGGAACAUUUUCCUUCUAGCUGAUCAAGAAAGAAACGAUGACAGACUAUAAGAAAGAGCUUGAGCAUUUAAAGUGGCAGAUGUAAUAUAUAUAUAAUUCUUGGUGUGAACAGGCCUUGACUGCUUGAAAUGCAGGGACAUGUAGGGGUUUGCAGGUAGUUGGAUCACUAAAUGAAUCAACUUCAGUGCAUUUUGGCUUUACAGUAUGUCCUUUUACCCAGAAAACCACCAUAAACAUUGAGGGUGACGCAUCCUCCUCAAUAUUGGUCAACAGUCAAGCACCUAGCAUUCAACUACUGAACUCCUGCAGUGUUUUAGAUGUAGCUUAUAGUGUACCAGAAGUGAUAGUUUACAUGUUUGCCUUCCAUGAAGGCCGAGGCCUGGUUGGCGAAUAGAUGGACCAAAUUAGCAUGAACGUCUGUAAUGCCAAGAACGUUUAAGACAUGAAGAUGAAUCAGUGGAUCCUGACUGGGAUCGAUCAAGACUUGUGUUUUAAUCACCUGCGUGGAUGUUUGGAUAUGUAAAUACAGUGAUCAGUAGUUGCCUUGUACCACACAUGCACCACAAAAACCAUAUACCUCAAACAUUUGCGCAACUAAUCAAUACAUUACAAUAAAUAAACUGGGCUCUGAAGAGCUGAAAGCAAUCACAUAUCCACACAUUCUUAUUCCUUUUAAAUCAAAACGGUGUGGUGUGUAUUUAAGAUUAAUGAGCACAGAUGAAGUGUGAACAAUUAUUUGGAAUAUAAAAAAUAACCAGUAGGUAAACGCAUGAUUCAGUGCUCGCUUCAUGAGUAAUCUGGUUCGAGAUCUGUAUUUUGUACUGAUAAAUAAAAUGUCUACAACUGUUGUGGUGAAUCUGAACUGAAUAUGCGAUGGGCGAUAUGAGACCAAGCAUCAUCCUGAUGUGGACAAUAGUUUCACAGGAUUCAAGAUUUUCAAAUGAAAGAAAUAAAGUACCGGCAGCAGCUAUUGGCACUAAGUGUAAAUAGCAUAUUUUCUUAACGAUAGAUGCUAUUUACACUAAGUGCAAAUACUAGCAUUUUUUAGGAAUAUGCUAUUUACACUAAGUGCUUAAGAUUCUUUUUACACUGUUAAAAUUUUACUACUUACUGCAAAUUGUGGCAAUUAUCUGCAACUCAGUAUUGUGGUACAUCGUAAAUACCGUAUACAAUUAACUAAUUGAGUGUAAAUUUUAAUUGGAUGCCACCUUAUUGGGACAAUAAAGCCCUCCCUACACUUAUCCCAACCCUACCCGAUUCUUCAUUUUCAUUGAAAAUAAAUGGAUUUGAACCCAGUUUGAUCGUGUCAAAAUAAAUGUUUUACGAUCUUC